UCCCUUUCUGUUGCAGAUUUUGAAUACCUGCUGCCCAACAGCUUUGAGUCGGAGGGACAUGUGUUCAUUGCUCCCAGAGAGUAUUGCAAAGACCUCGACUUGUCGGAUAACAACACCGAAUUCCUGGAAAACUUUAUUGCCCUCAUGGAAAAGGUGACCCCAGACUCCAAGCAGUGUGACAACUUCCUUCUGCACAACCUGAUCCUGGACACGGGUAUCACACAGCAGCUGGUGGAGCAAGUCUGGAAGGACCAGGACCUCAACACGUACAGCCUCUUGGCUGUCUUCGCAGCCACCGACGGGGGCAUCACCCGUGUCUUCCCUAACAAGGCCGCAGAUGAUUGGGAGGAGGAGCCGGAGCCCUUCAACGCCAGCUUCUACCGGAGGAGCCUGGACAACAAGGGCUACAUCUUCAAGCCGCCCUACCGGGAUGCUGGCUACCGGGGGCUGGACCUGGAGAACAACACCAUCGGGAUCCUGGUGAGCACCGCCGUGGAGCUCAGCAUUGGGGGCAAGACUCUGAAGCCUGCAGUGGUGGGGGUGAAGCUGGACCUGGAGGCCUGGGCUGAGAAGUUUAAAGUGCUGGCGAGCAACCGGACAGACCGUGACCAGUUGGGCACCCGCCGGUGUGACCCCUCAAGCAGCUGUGAGAUGGACUGUGAGGCCAACAACAAGGACCUCAUCUGUGUCCUCAUCGAUGAUGGGGGCUUCCUGGUGCUCUCCAACCAGGAGGACCAUUGGUACCAGGUGGGCAAGUUCUUCAGCGAAGUGGAUGCCAACCUGAUGUCUGCCCUCUACAACAACUCCUUCUACGCUCGCAAGGAGUCCUACGACUUCCAGUCCGUCUGUGCCCCCGAGGCCCCCAGCAACACGGGCGCAGCGCCCCGCGGCGUCUUCGUGCCCACUGUGGCCGAUCUCCUGAGCCUUGCCUGGUGGACCUCGGCCGCAGCCUGGUCCCUGUUCCAGCAGUUCCUGUACAGCCUCACCUACAGCAGCUGGUUCCAGACGGAGGAGGUGGUGGGGGACGGCAUGGAGGCCAGGGAGACGAGCUGCAUCAUGAAGCAGACCCAGUAUUACUUCAGCACCGUCAACGCCACCUACAACGCCAUCAUUGACUGCGGCAACUGCUCCAGGCUCUUCCAUGCACAGAGACUGGCCAACACCAACCUGCUCUUCGUGGUGGCUGACAAGCCCAUCUGCAGUCAGUGUGAGUCUGUCAAGCUGCUGCAGGCAGAGGUAAGAGCUCCCCCGAGGGACCCCAACCAGUGUGAGCUGGUGGACAGGCCCCGCUACCGGAAAGGCCCCCACAUCUGCUUCGACUACAAUGCAACAGAAGAUACCUCAGACUGCGGCCGAGGGGCUUCCUUCUCCCCCUCCCUGGGGGUCCUGCUCUCGCUGCAGCUGCUGCUUCUCUACUCCAGCACCAGCCGGCACCCACUGCCCCCGGCCGCCUGCCUUUAGCCCCCUGGCCGUCCCCGCCAGCUCUCUUUUCUUUCAACUUCCAUCUCCAUGUCCCUCCCCGGCCCGGUGGAGCGGGAGCGACGUCCCCUCCGCCGCCUCGGGGACCCCCACGGUGCCGCCCCGCUCUCCCCACCGGCCGCAGCCAAAGAAGAGUCGGGGUGCGGGCAGGGGCUCCCCGGCAGAGCGGGGACCGGGACGGGGCCCCGACGUCGCACCCUCCCGGCCACUCGGACUUGGAAAAGUGGCGUCGGUGUCCUCCGCCCGCGACCCCCUCCAUUCACCUCGCCUAUUUUUUUAGCCUGAAGAUUUUAAAGCAGAUCUUUCUACAUCGAGUUUCCAACAUUUUCACCUGGAGACCGGCGGGGUUUAUUGUCAGCAACGAGGACACAUGGGAAAAAAAA
Messenger RNA from Cyanistes caeruleus (blue tit), 1862 nucleotides. The record is from RefSeq and is a predicted model, not a curated record. NCBI's taxonomy places the organism in Eukaryota, Metazoa, Chordata, Aves, Passeriformes, Paridae.